Molecule: messenger RNA, 1515 nt
Organism: Adineta steineri
Lineage: Eukaryota; Metazoa; Rotifera; Eurotatoria; Adinetida; Adinetidae
Source: the annotation of a GenBank genome assembly
AUGGAAUUCAAUAUACAUGAAACUUUCAAUGGUACAAUAACAUCAACAGUAUCUAAUCGAGAUGUUGCCGUUGAAGAUGAACUUAAAUUAGGUAUUCUUAAAAUAUGUUUAUUCAGUACAUUUUUUGUACUUGGUCUUAUUGGUAAUUCACUGGUACUUAUUGGCAUUGGACUUAAUAAAGGCAUGCAAACUCCAACAAAUUUAUUAAUAUUUAAUUUAGCACUUGCCGAUAUUCUAUUCAUUAUUGUUUGUAUACCAACAACUCUAUUUAGUUUCUUUGGCCGUUGGCCUUUUGCAGAAUUUGGUUGUAAAUUAGCACAAUUCAUCAAUCAUUUAUCUGCUUUUAUGAGCAUUUAUUUGCUUGUAUUCAUGUCAAUUGAUCGUUAUCUUGCUGUUGUUCAUGCUAUUGAUUCAAUUGGGAAUUACCGAACAACAAAAAAUACGACUAUUUGUAUUAUAGCUCUUUGGUUAAUGGGUGUUGUAUUAUCAUUGAUUAUUGGUUCAUUAUUUACUGUGAUUAAAUUCGGUGGUGAUGGAUCACCUGUAUCAAUGCAUUGUCUUCUACGUUAUUUACAAUUAGAUUCUGAUCAUAUACCGGAGGUAAUACAUACUACACAGUUUCCAGUAAUGAAUUCUUCAAAUUCUAUUUCAAUAAUAAAUCAUACCGAUGAUAAUUCUUUAAAUUCUCUAAAUCAAGUUUUACCGAUUGAAGCAAGUCUUUAUUGGCUUGGUUUUGUUAUAUUUCUUUACGCACUUCCGUUGACAAUUAUUGUCAUUCUCUAUGGAUUAAUGCUAAAAUUCUUACGUGGAGCACGUGGUCAAUCAGUUGGGAAAAGUAAACGACGUGCUACACGUAUGAUUUUAGCUGUUGUUUUAACCUAUGCUUUCUGUUGGUUUUUAAUGCAGUUAUCAUUUAUUUCGAAUAUUGUUCUUUCAAGAAAUACAAGUCAUGAUUUUGCUACUUAUAUGGAUAUUUUAACAACAUUUGCUAAUGUUUUUGCUUAUCUUAAUUCUUGUACAAAUCCAAUUCUAUAUGGUUUUAUGUCAAAAAAUUUUCGUUCAUCAUUUAUUGAUUUACUUUGUUGUCGUUAUUCGAAACGACAUAUCUAUCAACAUAAUGAAAGUUUACGUCAUCGACGUGCAACAGGAAAUUUUACAAAUAAUCUAAAUACAAAAUAUCGACAAAAUGAUUAUAUAGGAUCAUGUGUUUCACAUUUUACACAAUUAAAUCCAAUAGCAAGAAUGUCAACUGCAGGAGGAGAUGGAGUUUUUUCUUCAUCAUCACGACUUACAACAGAAUUAUUACCAAAAUAUGAUCAACAAGAAUUGAUAAAUGAUGAUAAAAGACUAUCAAUAGAUAAUUGUAGUUCUUGUCAUAUUACAGUUGGUACACAAACAAAUACAUUAGAUAAACCACAUCGUCGACGAAAACAUAUAGACAGAUCACCGAUCGUUGCUUAUACAUCAUUAUCAUCUCAAUCUACGCUAAAAACGACUGAGAUGUUUUGUGCAUAA